GUUUUUUGUUUUUUUUUUUUUAGGUACGUGUGUCAAAAUCUAUUGUGGAAUGGAGGGAUUAACAAAUAAAGCUGGGAUGAAGGUGGUCGCCAUUUUGUAAUAUUAGUGAAGCUCAGAGCUUGGAGGUUGGAAUGCAAUGCCGGUGCUGUCCAAUUGAUCUCUCUGUCAUCUGCGGGUCAGUCAAUUAUUCGUUUUCUGCUUCUUAUUAUGGAAUCUGAACCCUUAAAUUUGGCAAACGAUGCAAUGGAAGACAACGAUAGUUCGGGGUUGGAUUUAGAACAACAGUGUGAGCUAGAACCCUACGAGGGCAUGGAAUUUGAAUCCGAGCAAGCUGCUAGGAUUUUCUACAAUUCCUAUGCCCGCAGACUUGGAUUCGGCACUCGGGUCAGUGCUUAUAGACGUUCCCUUCGUGAUAACACUAUUACUACCCGUCAUUUGGUCUGUUCAAAAGAGGGCUUUAACCCUAAGCCUGAUAAUGCCAAGCGUCGACAGCGAAUUGUCUCUAGGGUCGGCUGUAAGGCUCACUUGGCUCUAAAGAAACAGGCUUCUGGUAAGUGGGCUGUCAGUAAGUUCGUCAAAGAACAUAAUCAUGACCUCGUACCCCCUGAUCAAGUCCAUUUGAUUCGAUCGCAUAGGCAUAUUUCCGGUCCUGCCCGCAGCUUGAUUGAUACCCUCCAAGCUGCUGGUUUGGGUGCUACUGGUGUUAUGUCUGUCCUAAUAAAGCAAUCUGGUGGGAUUAGUAAUGUUGGUUUCACAAAAGCUGAUUGCCAGAAUUAUAUGAACCAGAGCAGGCAGAGGACUCUAGGGAGCAGUGCUCAAUAUAUCUUUGACAAUUUGAAGCAGAAGCAGGCGGAGGAUCCUGAUUUCUUUUAUGCUGUUCAAGGUGGUUCAUCGGGGAACAUCUUUUGGGCCGACUCAACCUCCCGAAGGAAUUACUCUUAUUUUGGAGAUACAGUUACAUUUGAUACCGCUUAUAGGACUCACCGAUACAGGGUGCCCUUUGCACCAUUUAUAGGAGUAAACCAUCAUUGUCAGCCAGUUUUAUUUGGUUGUGCUCUGCUUCUAAAUGAAUCAGAGUCAUCAUUCAUUUGGCUAUUCCAAAAUUGGCUUGCUGCAAUGUCUGGUCGCCAUCCUGUUUCAAUAACUACAGACCAUGAUAGGAUCAUCAGGUCAGCUAUUGUAGACGUAUUUCCAGGCGCUCGUCACCGCUUCUGCAAAUCCAAUAUUUUUAGAGAAGCACAGGAAAGGCUCUCGCACUCACUCCAGUCAUUUCCCACUUUUGAAGCAGAAUUCCAGAAAUGUGUCAACUUGACUGAGACAAUUGAGGAGUAUGAGUUAUGCUGGGGAUCCCUACUUGGAAGAUACAACGUCAUAGAUGAUGAAUGGCUUCAGUCAAUGUACGAUGCUCGACAACAAUGGGUUCCAGUUUACCUUCAAGAUACAUUCUUUGGGGAGACAUCUAUUGCUAAAACCAGUGAUAAUACAAACUCAUACUUCGAUGGAUUUAUAGAUGCAUCAACUAACAUUCACGUCCUGAUGAGUCAGUAUGAAAAAGCUACUGCAAACAGGCAUGAGAAGGAGGUGAAGGCAGAGUAUGAUACCAUAAAUAUUGCUCCUAUUUUGAAGACCCCAUCUCCAAUGGAAAAGCAAGCAGCUAACAUUUAUACUAGGGAAAUAUUUUUGAUGUUCCAACAAGAACUAAUGGAGACGCUGGCUUAUCCUGCAACUGUAAUUAAAGAUACAGGAUCAGAUGUAAUAUAUCAAGUGGCAAAGUUUGGAGAGGACCAUAAAGUUAACUAUGUCCAAUAUAAUGUCUUUGAGAAGAAAGCUAGCUGUAGUUGCCAAUUAUUUGACUUUUCAGGUAUUCUUUGUAGGCACAUUUUAGCUGUUUUUAGAGUGAAAAAUGUUCUGAGGCUUCCAUCUCAUUAUGUACUGAAACGUUGGACAAGAAAAGCCAAGAGUGAUAUUGUAUUGGAUGAAGACAAACUUGGAUCGCCAAGUAGUCAUAACAACUCCUUCACUGAUCGUUUUGAAAAGUUAAACCUAGAAGCAACUAAAUAUGUCAAAGAAGGAGUGGAUUCGAAAAAUGUUUACCUUGUUGCUAUGGAUGCUCUACGUGAAGCUUCCAAGAAGGUUGCUGCUGCUGUGUACGGUACUCCAGCAUUACCACUGAAUCAAGACAUGAACAAAGCAAAGGAUUUCAACUUAAAUGGAAAUCAAACUGGUUGUGAUGACUCCAGCUUGCUGAGUCAAGAUGAGAGAAUUCAGGAAUUGACGGCUGCUGUGGUAAAUGCGUCUGAGAUCUGUGAAGCUUAUCGAACAAAAUUGUUGAGUAUUUUGAGAGAACUGGAGGAGCAGAAGCUGAGAAUAUCUUUGAAGGUACAGAAUAUGAGGCUUAAUCGAAUAGCUUGAGCUAUAGAAGGCACUUCAAAUUCUUUGUAUAUAUAGUGGGUAUGUUGUUGUUGUAUACACCACCAGUGGAGAAACUUGUGACUCGCAAAUAUCUGGAGCACUUUUUGCCUCGGGAUUGCACGUGUAUCGUUCGUCUUGCUAUGGAGGAAGGAUUCCAAUGUAUGUAUAUGGUUGAAUUAGAUCUGACCCAAGAGCUGUAUUUAAGUAAAGGGGUAAAUAGGUGUUGUACUUGUUAAGAAUUGCUUUUGUAUCUGCUAAGCGGCCUUUGUUCUUUGUAUGUGAGUUGUCGAUUAAUGUCGA
Capsicum annuum is the source of this 2712-nucleotide messenger RNA. Its product is annotated as protein FAR1-RELATED SEQUENCE 5. The record is from RefSeq and is a predicted model, not a curated record. Lineage: Eukaryota; Viridiplantae; Streptophyta; Magnoliopsida; Solanales; Solanaceae. The transcript is spliced from 2 exons. Bases 208 to 2412 code for a protein of 734 amino acids. Gene Ontology annotation, molecular function: zinc ion binding. Gene Ontology annotation, biological process: regulation of DNA-templated transcription.